AUGUCAUAUGCUGAAACGAUUGAGGAUGCCAUAGGCAACAUAAAGCAGCAGACAGUGCUGAUGCAGCGGUGUUUGUCGCAAGGGAAAUUGAUGGACGCCCUCAAACAUACCUCAAUUAUGCUCACCGAGUUGAGAAACCCGGCGCUCUCUCCCAAGCAAUACUAUGAGUUGUACAUUAUGGCGUACGACUCGUUGAGUAUACUUUCAAAUUACCUCGUAGAGAGUCACCCAAAGAGACAUCAUCUAGCAGACCUCUACGAGCUGGUGCAGUACGCUGGGAACAUUUUGCCUCGUUUGUACCUCAUGAUUACAGUUGGCAGCAGCUAUUUGCAGUCGCCUGACGCCCCACGCGAAGAGAUUCUGAAAGACAUGAUUGAGAUGUGUCGUGGGGUACAAAAUCCUAUAAGAGGCCUUUUUCUGAGGUACUACCUUUCCCAGAGAACUAAACAGUUCUUGGAGACCGAUGCUCAAGACAAAAAGUUCUGCGUGAACUUCAUUAUCACCAAUUUCAUCGAGAUGAACAAACUGUGGGUCCGCUUACAACAUCAAGGGCCCCUAAGAGAACGUGAGCAACGAACUCGUGAGCGGAAAGAACUUCAGAUCUUAAUUGGUGCGAACUUGGUACGGCUUUCCCAAAUUGUAGAGAAUGACUUCGCCUUGUACACAGACGAAAUAUUACCCCUAGUUUUGGAGCAAGUCAUCCAGUGCAGAGAUGUUGUGUCUCAAGAAUAUCUCUUGGAUGUGAUAUGCCAGGUAUUUCCGGAUGAAUUUCAUUUGGGCACUUUGUCAGAAUUGCUCAAUGCAACAUUGAAACUGAACCCUGAGGUGUCAAUCAAUAAAGUAGUGCUUACCCUCGUGGAUCGUCUUAAUGGAUAUCUCGAUCGCCAAGAAAAUGCUGAUGAACAAAGCAUAUCUGAAAAAUUGAAAACUUUAAAAAUAUCCGACGAAAGCUGCAAUUUAUUUCUUGUGUUCUGGAAAUACCUCACUAAGCUGAAUGAAGAAAGACCAGAUUUAUCUUUACAAGAACUUGCUCCACUUAUUCAAGGUGUUCUGAAGUUAUCACUUCGUUGGUACCCUGCUAACAUUAAAAAUGUUGAUGUUUUGUACAACUUUAUGCUUGAAAAGUGUAAAGAUUAUGGAAAACCUAUCCCUGAGGACUGGAAUUAUCUCUUCCAAGAUUUGCUGCUAGUGCAAGACAUUAUUUAUGACCCCAACUUUCUAUACACGGUCAUCACACAAUGCCACUCCUAUCAAAAGCUACUUUCAUUGCAAAGUGUGGGCUUGCAAAAGGAAGUUGUGAAAAACAUUUUAGAAUUGAUAUCCCAGGCAGAGAUAAGAAUUACAUCUAAAGACGAACUUGAAAAAGUCCUCUUGAUAUGCGAAUCUGUUAUAAAAGGUAGCCCUACAUCAACAGAGACGUCGACAAGCAACCUGAUGUUGGACAAUGAGGAUGAUUUGGAUUCUGAGGACUGGGUGAUACAGUCAGAUCAAGAAAAGCUAGCCAAAAUAAGCCAUAUCUGCUAUAACAAGUCAAUUGAUGUACAUGCGGAGCUUCUUUUAAGCUGUAAAAACUGGUUUUACAGGGGCGGCAAAAACAUUAAGUAUACUUACCCAGCGAUUAUUUGCAAUUUUUGGAGACUGAUCAGAAAGUGUAAUUUGAAAGCCAGAAGAAAGCCAAAAUUAGCUAAAAAAUUAAGCGCAAUGACAAAGCAGCUCUUCAAAUACGUGUCUCGAUGCAUAAAUGACAUGUUUAAUGUUUGUGGAAAUGGAUGUUCUGACCUCAUCUACAAACUUAAUUUACAAACAGCCUCACUGGCAGAUCAGUUGACUUUGGGUGAGAUUGCAUAUGAUUUUUUCUCCCAGGCGUUCACCAUUUUUGAGGAAUCCUUGAGUGAUUCAAGAACUCAAUUUCAAGCAAUCGUUAAUAUGGCGCAAAUUUUGCAAAAGACAAGAUUCUUGUACGAAGAAUCUUACUAUGAUACGCUUAUAACUAGAUGCACCUUACAUGGAUCUAAGCUAUUGAAAAAACAAGAUCAAUGUAGAGCUGUGUAUGUGUGUUCUCACUUAUGGUGGGCAACUGAGAUUUCUUUGCUAGGUGAAGAGGAGGGAAUCACAGAAAAUUUCUUCCGUGAAGGAAAGCGUGUGUUAGAGUGUUUACAACGGUCCUUGAGAGUGGCCGAUUCUAUCAUGGAUAACGUUCAAAGCUGUGAACUAAUGGUGGAAAUUCUCAACAGAUGUUGCUAUUACUUCAUUCAUGGUGAUGAAAAUGCAACCCAUGUAGGGGUGAAGUAUAUCAAUGGACUAAUUGAGUUAAUCGAAACAAAUCUAAAAUCAUUAAAGAUGGAAGAAUCAGGUACGGAUGCUGAGCCAAUUCAAACUUCUAGGGAGCAUUACUAUAUUGGUAUUGACGGGUCGUAUAUUCAUCAGUCGCCUAUCAAUAGUGUUUCAGCAGUAUCAACAAAGCCGCCCACGGCCAAGAUCAAUGAUCUAAUACCUGUGCCAACUGAACACUUUGAGAGAACGCUGAAAUACAUUACAGAACAAGGCGAAGUUGAUGGAAGAUUUAAAGCACUAAUUAUGUAG
This is a messenger RNA of Lachancea fermentati, 2583 nucleotides long. The record is from the annotation of a GenBank genome assembly. NCBI's taxonomy places the organism in Eukaryota, Fungi, Ascomycota, Saccharomycetes, Saccharomycetales, Saccharomycetaceae.